UUACGCCUGUCUACAUUAUUGUAUAGUGAUGUCGCGAUACUUGCACGUGCUAGAUUAACAGAAAUGGUAUUUUAAAAUCACGUAAAAUUUUCAAUAUUACUAAGAUAUUAUUAAAUUAUGGAUUCUUGGAUUAUUAUAUCAGUCCUUGGAUUGUUCCUGCAAAGCAGUGUAUCAGCGAUCUGGUCGUGUAGAGAAGAUAGAGAAUGUGCCAGUCUGGUCGGCAGCGUCUGCAGAGAAGGAUCCUGCUUAUGUCCUCCAGGACAGCAGUCAGUGCUCGGUGGUACAGUCUGUGCUGAUUUAUCGCCAUACUUUUUCUCAACCUGCGUAGAAGAUCAUCAGUGUUUCAGAUUAUUCAACAACUACGAAUGUAGACGAAACGAAAAUGCCACAGAAGGUGUAUGCGACUGCAGAGAAGGUCAUCAUUAUUUAUACGGGAGAUGUUGGAGGUCAUCCGACUUCGGAGAACCUUGUACGAGGAACGAAGAAUGUCUAAGCACGAUAAGGAAUCCUUUCAGUAUGAUUUGCAACACUACAUGUGUUUGUGCUGAAGGUUAUUAUUUGAGACAGAGAGGAGAAUGCAGGAAACGAGGACUUGCUGUUGGAGAUGGUUGUGUUGUAAAUGAAGAUUGCCAGUUUUCUAACGGAGCCUGUGAUGUGACCUCUUUUAGAUGUUAUGAUGUCAAUGAUGUAAAUGCUACCAAUCCAGAAGCACUAGGAUUAGAAUUAGAAAAUGACAAUUCUAACAAGAUGGCGGACGUAAUAGAACAAGAUGGCGGAAUACUUACAUGUGACGCUGUCAACAAAUGUCCCCAACCUUACGAAUGUUCGCCAUUCGGAGUGUGUAUCUGUCCUUUAGGAUAUUAUGUUGAAGGGAAUUCGACUUGUUUAGCUGAGCUCGCGUCGCCAUCGACUGAAGAGCAAUGCGCGGGUCUGCUAGCGGUAGUCGUGGACGGCGUCUGUACUUGCCCACCCAAUUUCUUCUUUGAUAGAAACAUGAGAGAUUGUGUAAGAGUAACACGUCGUUUCAACGAGUCAUGUGUGACUGAUGAUAAUUGCCAUACUUUCGGUGCGGCGUCCCGUUGUGGACCUCCUCAAGCUCCCUGGGGAUUCAGGACCUGUGAAUGCAUCCCGGAAUACGCAGUUUGGGACGCAAGAAGAGAUAUGUGCAGGUUGUUCGCUGGUCUUGGAGAAACGUGCGAAGUGGACAGCGAUUGUUUGGCUGGUGAAUUAGAGAUUCAGUGUGUACAGAAUGAAGUUGGCCAGGGAUACUGCACGUGUCCUGAUGACUUACAAGAAGUCGAUGGUUUAUGUCUUACUACAGGACUGGAGCUAGGAGAUGCCUGUCAAGUAACAGCUGAAUGUACGGGCGCAGAGCACGCGGUCUGCGAGAAUGGCCGCUGUGUUUGCGGCGACGGAUAUCAAGAAGACGGAAACUUAUGUGCUCCUGUGAUUGGUGGUAUUUGCUUAUUGGAUACUGACUGCGUGAUUCCUGAAACCAUCUGUCAAAACAACAACGGUACUCAAACAUGUCAAUGCCGCGAUAGCUUCGUUGAAUACGAUGAUCAAUGCUGGCCAGAAUCUCUAGGACAUGGUACCGUUUGUAAUGUGACAGCACAAUGCACGUCAGUAUUGGGAGAGUUCAGCUCAUGUUUGGAUGGACGUUGCGAAUGUAUGAAUACAUUCCAUUACAAAGAUGGCGGUUGCUGGCCUAUGACAGGUCUUUUCGAAGCUUGCAGUCGCAGCAGUGAAUGUUACUUAGCGGAUAUAACAGACAGAGUGGUAUGCAGGAAUGGACUAUGUCAAUGUGGAUUUGAUUUCCCAUACUCUGAACAACUGCAUACCUGUACCUCUUCUGGUACAAGAUUUGCAGUCAGUUUCGCCACAUUCGCUAUUUCUUUAAUUUACACUAUUUGUAAUUAAAUUUAAGAAUCUUUUUGUUAUUGUAUUUAAAAAAGGAUAGAGUAAACAUUUCUUUGGUAAAUACAUAAUUUACGUAAUAACAGUAAUUAACUGAUGACAGCUUCAAAUUUCUAAACCCGGUAGCUGAUUUUUCGGUUACUAAGUUUGUGUUCGCGAUAUCUUCUAAGCUAUUAGUCCAAUUUAAAUACUGUAAAGGACAA
Papilio polytes (common Mormon) is the source of this 2120-nucleotide messenger RNA. Its product is annotated as fibrillin-1-like. Bases 118 to 1920 code for a protein of 600 amino acids. The record is from RefSeq and is a predicted model, not a curated record. Lineage: Eukaryota; Metazoa; Arthropoda; Insecta; Lepidoptera; Papilionidae. The transcript is spliced from 14 exons.